AUGCCGCCCGCAGCCACCACGGCGCCGCUCUUCUGGUCCGCGCCCCUCCGCUACUGCCGCUGGGCCGCCCGCGAGCGUCCCGCCCUCUUCUGGUCCGUCGUCAUCGGCGCUGCAGGGCCCAUCGGCAUGCCCAUUGUCCCCCCCAUCCGCCACUACUUUGGCGACAUCAACCCGGCGCCCAUCCCCGUCACCUAUCCCGUUCCUACCGGCCCUCGGAAACAAUUGUCCGGCUACGAUGACUAG
This is a messenger RNA of Hirsutella rhossiliensis, 243 nucleotides long. RefSeq lists its product as uncharacterized. The transcript is spliced from 2 exons. Bases 1 to 243 code for a protein of 80 amino acids. Lineage: Eukaryota; Fungi; Ascomycota; Sordariomycetes; Hypocreales; Ophiocordycipitaceae. The record is from RefSeq and is a predicted model, not a curated record.